AUGUCCGUAGUUCGCGACCCUCGCGAUCCCGCCUACGACGACCUCGAACGCCUGCCGUCAAGUCUAAGCAUGGAUCUCGACUUUCGCAACAAGCCAUCGCAGCCCUUUCGCUGGGUUGACGACGACAGGCAUUCCGACGAUGGCAUGCUCACCACGGAUACCUCCGGUCCUGCAACACCUGCUGCCGCCACCACGCGCAGCACUACACCUCACAUCGUCGCGUACUGCGGCACAGAACCAAAGAAUGUCGCCAUCACCUCGGGCGUGCGCGCCUGGACGAAACAUCAGGCGUACGGCGCUAGCGAUGCGCUCAUCAAGUACGCCACCGCCUCUCCCCUUCUGCCGCAGCAGAUCGCAGAGAUGGUGUCCAACCUCAGCGUCAUCGCGCGCGUCUCCCUCAAGGCCGCAGCCUUCUUCAUCGAGAUCAUCCUCGAAGCAGCACGCGACGCCACUGGUCUCACGCUCGGCAUCACUCGCCGUGCGCUCAUCGGCGCCAUCGGAACCGCAAGAGCCGUACACUCCAUCACUUCCGGAGAGGCCUGGGACGCAAAAGCUACGGGCCGCUCCCUCACUGCGCCCAAUCCGAGCUUUCUCAGCAUUCUCGACAAGUACACCGCCGUUGGCAUCUACCUUGUCCACCAUACUUUCACCCUCGCCGAGCUCUUCACCAUGGGCGGUUUCUCGCUCGUACAGACCGGCUUGACAGCAGGUAUUGCAGCCGCAGACGAAUCCGUCCGCACACUCGACGGCAUCUUUGGAUCCAACGAGACCUCCCGUGCCCUCGCCUCCUUCGUCACCCUUGUCCGCGGCGAGGUCAACGACGACCCGCGCUUCGCCAAAGACAGCUAUGUCUCCAUCCUCGCCAAGCUCACAAAGGCCGUCACUGCCUUCGCCGUGCUCCAGAACUCGACGUACAAGCGCAGCGCAAAGAGCAUGAAGAUGCGCGUCGUCUACGACUGCACCAUCCUCGGAGAGGUCGAGUCCAAGAGCUGGAGGUCGCUCAUGGUCGGAUCGGGUAACUUCAAACGCGCUCAGCCCGCCGCCUUGCUGCCAUCGCCAGCAGCAGACGACUUUGAGUCACUCUCGCUACAAUCACCACCGCGAAGGACCGCUUCGCUUUUAACGCCGAACCACCACUUGGCGCCGUCGACAAGCUCAACAAACCUUCCAACAUCUCGCUCAAGAGGGUAUCUGGGAGACGGUCUGUGCCUCACCGAUGUCGGUCCCGCCGUGCCUCAUCGCAGUUGGGGUUCGGGCUGGCCACCAACCCCGCAGGACCAGGCGAAUAACAUGCAGGAUGAUGCCUCGCUCAUCGAGGACCUCAACUUCCUCGUCGGAACCGACGGCGGCGAUGAGUCGCUCGAGUCCAGCAUCACCGACGAUCAGCUUCCCGUCGACCUCCGCUCCAAGCUGCAAGCAUACUCGGACGACCAGCUCCGCAACGGCGUCGUGCUGCGCGACGGUCAGCGCGACAUGCCCAAGCAGCUUCUGCGCCGCAUCCGUAAGACCGACAGCGCCACGGGCAAUCGCGAGACCGUCUACGAGAUCACCACCGAGAUCAUCGAGACCGUAGAGACCAUCACCACCGUCGAGCACAUGGGGUCCGACGCAGUGUCAGCGAAUGGCUCCACUGGCGCACCGCUGGACUCCUCCGCUGCUCGUGUGCACGACCAAGCUCUCUCGUCGCAUCCCGCGGGAACCCUGCGCCGCGAUGUGACCAGCAGCAAGAGCGGCACCGAGACCCACUCGACCUUUGAAGGUGGCCACGAGACCAAGCUCGAGGAGGAUGAGGAGUGGUGCGAGAUCCGCACCACCGACUCGCGCACUCCGCAUGCCGCGACACAACUCAACCACGCCAACGCUCACAAUGCACGCAUGGAUGCAGAGGCUGGCACGACGUCGCUCGCCAUUCCGGAGGCACCCAACGGGGCAGCGGCGAACGCAGCGCUUAUCCACGGCAAGCCACGGAGCGAUACAUCCAAGAUGCCCGUCGUGCUGAAAACCAUGACCAAGAAGCUCAUCCAGAAGCGCAAGACGCUGCGCCGCAUCGAGCUCGGGGAUACGCAUGGCGACGCGGAUACUGGUCACGACGCUGCUUUCCCGGUCGGGUCAGAGACGGCAGACCUUGUAUCGCCUACGCCGGUGACCCCGGUGCUGUCGUCGGUGACCGCGACCGUGCCGCGGCCGGCAAAGGACAAGAGUAGCCGAGGAGCGCGACGCGAUGCGCAUGCAGACCUGGCGAGUGCAAAGGGGGCAGACCUGGGCCGCGGACUGAACAAGGUGCUGAAGCGCGCAAAGCAUCAGCUCAUGGGCGCACACCCUGGCGAGUCACGAUCGUCGUCACGCCAUCUCGAGCCCCCCGCGAGCGUCGCCAUGGAUCCGCCCUCUCAGAUUCACGCGUCUAGUCGGUCGCCGGCGGAAGCGACUCCCUUAUCGUCGCCGAGCAAGAGCAAGCGCGCUCUGCCGUCAGCGCCACCAUCAUCGUCCCACGCCAAGGUGCGCAAGGGCAACGAGGCCGAUGCCAAGCCCGACAUGGGCACGGCGCGAGGUGCGGGCAAAGAGCUGCCUACGAUUCCGCACCGCGGUGCGUCGCAGCGCUCGCUCUUCUCUCCGGAGCCGGUGCGGGCGUCGAUGCCUUCGACACCACAAGGGUCGUUGCGGGAGCCCAACCGACGUCGCAGCCGUGCUCCGUCCGUGACAUCGAUCCGGUCGUUCGCGUCGCGCUCGCACGUGUCGAGCGUGGCUGCAGCCGGCAACUCCGGCGAAGACGGCGUGGACGGCGCAGCGUUCCCGCAGGCGCAUCUGGUGGAGAAUCUGCGUCGGUUCAUGCGCUACUCUUCCGCAGCGUACGGCCAGAACUUUAUGCGCAUCCUCGGCAUCGGUAGUCUAGACUACUUUUUCCCGGACACGAGCAAGCACCAUGCCAACGUGUGGGCGUUUGCGCACCACGUCGGCAUCCCCGUCGAUGCCAUCCUGCUCAACAGCUUCUCGGAAGCCCAGCCGCUGUUUACGGAACAGAUGUCGCCGCUGGUGAACUAUGUCGCGGUGGACGAUGCGGCCAAGGCGGUGGUGUUGACGUGCCGAGGCACGAUGGGGCUCAGCGAUAUCCUGACUGAUCUCACCGCUACGUUCGAGACGAUUGCAGUCGAGGGCGGGCGGAGCGAUCGGCACUACCAGGUGCAUUCGGGCAUGCUGGCGAGCACCAGGCGGCUGUGCAACGAGAACAGCACCGUGAUGCAGACGCUGCGCAGGGCGCUCGAGGAGAAUCCGGACUACGGCCUGGUGCUGACGGGGCAUUCGCUGGGCGGUGGCGUGGCGGCGCUGGCGGCGGUGGAGCUGGCUUGUCCCGCCGAUCUGUUCCGACAGCAGUCGUUGAGGCAGAGAGCCAAGACGGGAAGGAACGUGCAGCAUCCUCGAAUUUACACGCCGUUUGUCACGUCGUUCGACAGCGGCUUGCCUGCGGGGCGACCGAUCCAUGCGUACGCAUACGGUGUUCCGGCAGUGGCAUCGCCCGAUCUGUCGGCGCACUGCAAGGGCCUCGUGACGAGCGUCAUCCACGGCCACGACUUUAUCCCCACGCUCUCGCUGGGGAUGGUGCGCGAUUUCAAGAACAUCGCGCACGCGCUCAGCGAGGAGAGCGAGUCGGACGUGGCGCGCGAGAUCGUCACGCGCGUCCUGGGCACGUAUCGGCAGCGCUCUACCCUGCGUGCACGCGUCGGCGGUGUGCCCGAGCACCUGGCAGCGCUCGAGGCGCCAAGGCCGCAGGAAGCACCACUGAGCGAGCGCGACAUGCAGUUGUCGCGCCAGGAACUGCUGGACGGCAAGACGCGCAACAUUGCCCGCGACGACAACUACCAAGACCCCAAUCUGAAGGAGGACGAUCUGGAUCCGUUUUCGUACUCGUCCGGCGGCGGACGCGUGCACGAGGGCGGCGAUCCCGCCGAUCCCGAACUCGCCGACUGGCUCUGGUCGUUGAUCAAGACCAUCCGCGCCGAUAUGGACUCGCUCAAGCUGUAUCCGCCCGGCGACGUGUACAGCAUCGAGAGCUUUGCCGUGUUUGUCACGCCGCGCAUGCAGCCCGACAGCGAGGUGGUGGUCGAUCGGUCGCAGGCGCAACAGCCGGGCCAGCAAGGGCAGGCGGGCGGAAACAGGGCACAGGCUCACAGGGUGAUUCUGCGAUACUGCCAGGACGUGCAGAAGCGCUUCUCGGAACCCGUGUUCGCAAAGAGCAUGAUGCGCGAUCAUAUCCCCACCAACUACGAGCUGUGUCUCAGCUUGCUCCACGAGUGCAUCGUCGAGUCGAGCGCCUCCUAA
Messenger RNA from Moesziomyces antarcticus, 4314 nucleotides. RefSeq names its product lipase protein. The transcript has a single exon. The record is from RefSeq and is a predicted model, not a curated record. Lineage: Eukaryota; Fungi; Basidiomycota; Ustilaginomycetes; Ustilaginales; Ustilaginaceae. Bases 1 to 4314 code for a protein of 1437 amino acids. Gene Ontology annotation, biological process: lipid metabolic process.